Messenger RNA from Adineta ricciae, 912 nucleotides. NCBI's taxonomy places the organism in Eukaryota, Metazoa, Rotifera, Eurotatoria, Adinetida, Adinetidae. The record is from the annotation of a GenBank genome assembly.
AUGCCAUUGCUUAGUAAAAAUAUUCCUGAACUUUACCAAUUCAAUCCUAAACGAUUGAUCGUUUUUCUCCUUUUCGCUUUCGCUCUCGUAGCUUCCUGGCGUUUAUGCGGCUCACAAUGUUGUACAUUCAAACAUGAUCAUUCUCUCCAAAUCUCCAUGUGGAAUCGUCUCGAUCUCUCCGCAUUUCGAUUUUUCAAUCGAUGGUUACUUACACGAGAACACCAUACGUUCAUCGCACGGGUUUUCGUCGCACUAAAUUCAGCAGUCAUUGGCGAACUCAUCACCAACAUCACCUUGAUUCUAGUCACUUGUGUCAUUUUUUCAUCGAACAGCGUUCUCCCAAACCGACCACGUUCGUUCAAAAUAUCAGUUUUAUUAGCCAUGAUUAUUUAUGGAAUGUUGGGACAAAUGUUACUGUCGAAAUUAUCCAGAGAUUAUUUAUGUCCCAAACGACCAUCGCCAUCUGUUGUAUUUCGUUUUUCAACGGUUAACCCAGAAAAACAAGCGAUCUCGUCAACAUCGGAAACAUUCAGUAUUAAUCGAUUAUUCGAAGAAGCGAAAAAACGUGAUCUUGUCAAAGAAAUUGCUCAUGACAGUUGGCCCGGUGAGCACGCAGCAGUGAACCUCAUUUGGUCCUUAUUUUUAUCAAGUAUUAUAAAUAGGUCCUCAAGCGCACUGCCCCGAAUUAAACGACUCUCAAUGCACAGCACUGUAUGGCUCGUGAGUCUACUUUUUUCCAUCGCACGCUUAGUUAGUGGUGCACACUGGUUUUCUGAUUGUUUUGCUGGUGGACUGAGCGAAGCUUUGGUCAUUGUCGCUCUUGGUAUUUAUACACCGAUAUUUCAGUUAUGUGUCAAACUUAUUCAUUCGUUAAUCGAUCGUUCGCAGUCGAACGGGAAGAAACUCUUGUAA